Aethina tumida (small hive beetle) is the source of this 3358-nucleotide messenger RNA. It is a transcript of the gene WDY, whose product is annotated as WD repeat-containing protein on Y chromosome. The record is from RefSeq and is a predicted model, not a curated record. Bases 43 to 3207 code for a protein of 1054 amino acids. Gene Ontology annotation, molecular function: calcium ion binding; protein binding. NCBI's taxonomy places the organism in Eukaryota, Metazoa, Arthropoda, Insecta, Coleoptera, Nitidulidae. The transcript has 10 exons.
ACUAUUUUAUACAAGAAAUUUUUUAAUUUAUAAAAAGGCCAGAUGAAUAUGUUUAGUACUACGUCCUUAAAGGACGGUUCAGAAAUUAAUAAAACAUACUGCACUUCUGAAACUUUAUAUCAGGCAUUAGAAGAAUACGAUUUAUUGACAAUUCUUGAAGCGUUCAAUGAAGCACCGGGUAACUCUAUUAACGCAAGAAAUUUGAGGGAACUGUUAAGUAAAAAAAUACAUAUUGAGUUUGAAGAUGAUGAAUAUGAAUCAAUUUUUAACAAAAUUGAUGUUAGCAGUGAGGGAGCAGUCACUUGGGAUGAAUUUAUAUCUUUUCUGAUACUGGGUUACGAACAGUCAGCCAUCAGUUUGGAAUACAAAAGUCUUGAGCCUCCCAUUCCAGGCAAACCAAAGAUGAAGCAAAGCAUUCACAGAUCAAACGUGAUCAGAAUAGUGUUUUGUCCUACUUUGAAACCUGAUCGUGAAAUGUCGUGGGCCUUAGGAAGCUAUAUGACUCUAAGUAAAGAUGGUGUCAUCAACUAUUGGACUUUAGACAUGGAAUAUCAAAAAACUGUGCAUUCGACUAAUCCCGAUUUAAAAGUUACCACCACCUGGGUUACGGAUAUGGCUGUGAUGCCGGACGUUAGCAUUAUUGUGACGUCCAGUAGCGAAAGAGAUUUGCGGUUUUAUGAUACCUCAGCUAGAAAAUUCGAACUGCGUGUCCGUUUCAUAUCACUGGAUUACGCAGUAUCCACGAUGUACUACUACUAUCCAAGAAGUGCCUCUGAAGAAUCAAAAUUGAUCAUGGGCGACAUGGGAGGAAGUGUUAUUGUGUUACAUAUUGAAACCGAAGAAAGAGGUCCUUUUAAAAGUGCCUUAGGACGUCCUUUGCUUCAAUGUCCAAUUUUACUCGUAAAACAAGGUUUGCAGUCUGGUUUUAGAAUGACUACUUUCAGCGCUAUACAUUCGGAUUACGUUAGACAGGUUUAUUAUUAUAAGUCAUUGAGGAGUGUAGUUUCUUGUGCCAAUUGCCCUGUGUCUCCGUUCGUUAUCACAGAUCUUAUAGAUUUAACAAAAAAACAGGAUCCAAAAGCAUAUAAAGUGUCUACAGGAAUUUGGUGUUUUGAUAUAGUUGAGUCAUUACAUAUGAUUGCUACUGCUGGACCCGACUGUCUCAUACGCAUUUGGAAUGCUUUCAUGCCCACACGUCCUACCGCAACCCUCUACAGACAUCACACUGGAAUUAUACAUAUGACGUUCCAGGAUAACGCAAAACUUCUUUACUCCUUGUCCAAAGAUAGAAAUAUAAAAGUAUGGGACAUGCAGACGCAGCAGUUGACACAAAAUUACAUCGAUUUGCCGUUGGCCCUGGGUGAAAAGGAAAUGUGUACUUUGUACAAUCCAGAUAGUAGAGAAUGGAUUCUUGGCAGCGCCAUGGUAGCAAUAUUACCCCUGAGUCCUAAGCAAAGUUCUGAACAUACAGAUGGAAAUACCCAUUCAAGUGGUGUUUCUUGUGUUCUCUACAAUAAAUUGUUUAAGCUUAUCGUAACUGUGGGUAUUGAUAGUUAUAUACUGGUAUGGAAUCCUUGGGAUGGGAGAAACAUGCUAGUAAUUAAAGAAGCACACGUUAUGAUGCUGCACGGACUUCCAAUUCCCGUUGAAAUCACUUCAGCGUCAUUUUCUCAAAACUACCAUUUUUUAAUUACUGCAGCUCAUGAUGGCUCAUUGAAAAUCUGGGACUUCCACAAUGGAACGUGUUUGCGAAAUAUGAGAUUCGCCAAACCUGCUGAGAUCUGUCAGGUUUUCUGGAUCGGAAACAGAGUCCUUGCCACAGGAUGGAACCGCAGAAUUACUGAAUUCAACUCCAAAGGAGAAGCAGUUGGCCACGGUCGUCAUUUUAGCAAGAACUGGGACAAAAGACACACAGACGACAUCAGUUCAGCUGCAGUAAGAAUCCCUCAAACUGUUGUAACUGCUUCAUUCAACGGCGAAAUUGUUAUGUGGAGAUUAGAAACGGGCCAACCUUAUAAAAAAUACAACGUGGCUAAUCCCACUGUGAGAAUAAAAAUUGAAUAUAAGAUGCAUAAGCAUUCUGAAAUAGAGGAUGAAGGAAAACAAAAGACAAACAAAACAAACUUGCUGACGAGAAAAAGCCUACAAGCUAGAAGGACUUCUGUUCUCACUUCGGACAAGCGAAGAAUAAGUGUUGCAACACCUACGGUGGAGAUUAAAAGAAAAAUUUCUCAAGUGGAUUUGCCAGAUGAAAUCUUAUCAUUGAGAAGACUGGCUGUACAUUCCAUGUUGUUUCUUAAUUCGCGAAAAAUGGAUGCAAAUAACGGAACGCUUUUGAUAUCAUUAGAAAAUGGUUAUAUUCAAGUUUGGUCACAUGACGUACACGGUGGAUAUAUAACAUCCUUUUCUUCAAUUCACAAGGGGGGUGAUUAUGUUAUUACAAUGUGUACUGAUGAAAACAAUGAAUUCUUAUUUACAGGACACAGCACAGGUUAUGUAAAGACAUGGUUAAUAAAAAAUUACUGUACAAGAGAUCCUGAGGAAAUUUCUUUACCAAAGUAUAGGCUACGUUUUCCAUUUAUGUGGGGCUUUGUGGUUCAAGGAAGAGCAUCUAGGAUUAAUAAUGGACAACCAGAAAAUCCAAUUUUGUUAAAUUCGUACAAAGGACAUUAUCUACCUAUUUCAUCUCUAGUCUAUAUAGAUGAAUCCGAAAUACUCGUGAGCGGAAGCGCUGAUAGAAGUGCAAGAAUGUGGACUUUGGGUGGAAGAUUUAUUCAGACUCUAGGAAGUUUUAAAGGGUGGAAAGAAAUUGAAAAAGGGAAACCACUUAGUAAAGACUUUGAGUUCACUGUUCCUGCCGAUUUAAAACGACUUCUCAGUAGUACUUCUUUAAGGGUUUUAAGUGGAGGGUAUUUAGACAGGACCUUGACCCAGAAGCAAGUUACACGAAGGGCAGCAAAAGAACGCGUUGGGGUAGAUGUUACCAAAGUGUAUGGAAAGGCACUGACUGCACCAAUUCUUGGAAAUUAUUACAAAUUACCGAUACGUUCAACUACUUCAAUAGACGUCACAUUUGAUACAAGCUUCCCUUACAUUCCUGUAUAUCAACACUUAAUAAUGCCCGUUCCCAACGAAGUUAUUCUUCCAGAGCGAAAAAUCACUCCAUUAUCAGAAGAAACUGCCGAGAAGAAAGAUGAGAAAUUUUAAAAAUCAUUCAAGCUCAAUAAAAAAAAAAAUUUCCACGUUAAUCUGGAAAAAUAGUCGACAUUUCUUGGAGCAAACUUUUAUAACAAAAUAAUGAAACAGUUAUUAUAACAUCAGUUUCAAUAAUUAAAAUACAGGGACUGUAAAAAAGGAA